Molecule: messenger RNA, 756 nt
Organism: Verticillium dahliae VdLs.17
Lineage: Eukaryota; Fungi; Ascomycota; Sordariomycetes; Glomerellales; Plectosphaerellaceae
Exons: 2
Coding region: 1-756 (251 amino acids)
Source: RefSeq, a predicted model, not a curated record
AUGCGUGUCGCUUGCCUCCUGAGCCUCAUGGUUGCCCUGGCUGCCGCGGCCCCAAGUGUGGAACCAGGUGUUUCGCUAGCAUCUGCGAAUAGGGCCAUUCGAGACGUUAUUGCUCGUUAUGCCGGCGGAGACUCCAAGGUUGUACGUUCGGUGGAUAGCAAUGAACAUCUGGCAGUCAGCCCAGCCCCUGCCGGAGAUCAAUUAUCGGCACAAGAUUGCGUCCUUGACCAUAGAAUACGCAUCACGUCGACAGAAGAGUUCAUCGGCUGGGACAUGCAGCUCAGCCAGGUGUUCAGGGGACCAAUCGAAAUCGAGAUUGAGAAUGGGAGGUCCGUCACUGAUACCAUCACGAUCACUUCUGGCCUCAUUUCAGAGAUGAACUUCAUUACAUCAUCUUUGAGCUCAGAAUUCGGCGUUUCCUUCAGCAAAGCUUGGACAACCGACUCAAGGCAACAUGGCACGGUCUCUAUCCCCGCGGGCAGGCAUGGCGCAAUUGUUAUCAACCCGGCAACGACACGCCGCUUCGGUAUUGUGAUGAAAGGCUGCCAGGGACGUGCGGUACAGGUUGCUAAAUUCAUGGCCGAUUCUUUCAAGGAGCACGUCCUUAACGGAAUCACGUUCAUACAAGGCGAGAUCUCGCUCUGUUCGAGGCCUGUCAAUGAACCUAUGCGCCGCUGCGAAGGUGAAGGCACUCUCAACUCGAUCGGCCCUACCGAAUUGCACGUUGAGGGUGGCCCGAAAGAAGCGUCUCCCUAG